CGAACACCCCGCCACGUGUUUUCUCCGCCCGCCAAUGGGCGGAAGCGCCGCGUGAGCCUGCUCCCGCCCUCCCGGCUCGCCCGAGCCAAUCGGAAGGGGUGGUGUGUGUGUGUGCGAGGGCAAGUGGGGAGGGGGACCCAGCUCAGGACGGGGAGGCCCUGCUCGCAGGUCUCCGGGUCCCGGUGGCGGCCGAAGCGCUUGGUCCGCAGGCGGCGGGCAGGUGGUCCCCCCUCCCGCUCCCUCCCCGCGCGUGCGCGCCCCAGCCUCUCCCUCCGCGCCACCCUCUCGGCUCCCGCGCGGCGGCGGCGGUUCCUCUCCCCCUCCCCCCAGCCCUGGCUCCGGGGGACCCCGCGAUGCCGGUCCGCACCGAGUGUCCCCCGCCGGCCGGUGCCUCGGCUGCCUCCGCGGCCUCACUCAUCCCGCCGCCGCCCAUCAACACCCAGCAGCCCGGCGUGGCCACUAGCCUGCUCUACAGCGGCUCCAAGUUCCGCGGCCACCAGAAGAGCAAGGGGAACUCGUACGACGUAGAGGUGGUGCUGCAGCACGUGGACACGGGGAACUCCUACCUUUGUGGGUAUCUGAAGAUUAAAGGCCUUACUGAGGAGUACCCAACCCUUACGACCUUCUUUGAAGGAGAAAUAAUCAGCAAAAAACACCCUUUCUUAACUCGCAAGUGGGAUGCAGAUGAAGAUGUUGAUCGGAAACACUGGGGCAAGUUUCUGGCUUUUUAUCAGUAUGCAAAAUCAUUUAACUCAGAUGACUUCGAUUAUGAAGAGCUAAAGAACGGGGACUAUGUCUUCAUGAGGUGGAAGGAACAGUUCCUGGUCCCAGACCACACAAUCAAAGACAUCAGCGGUGCUUCCUUUGCCGGAUUCUACUACAUCUGCUUUCAGAAGUCGGCAGCCUCCAUAGAGGGCUACUACUACCAUAGGAGUUCAGAAUGGUAUCAGUCCCUCAAUCUAACUCACGUUCCUGAACACAGCGCACCGAUCUAUGAAUUCCGGUGACAGCGGUUCAGAACAGCAACCAAAUAAAACUGAACUUGGCAAAAAAGAACUUUGCUGAGAAAAUUGUGUACCUGCCAGAACCAGGAGAAGUGUGUUCCUGUUUCUUCGCGAGCAGAUUCGCAUCAGAAAGCAUGAGUGUUAACCCACGGAAUCCAAGGAGCGUGGCAGACCGGCGGGGCAGGUGAAGGGAGUGGUCUCCGUUCUUCCUCCCUCUCCGUGGUAGUUUGGUUUUCAUCUGUUUUUAAGCUACCUUAAACGCACUUUUCCUUCCUGCACAGCUAACUUCUGCAUCACUGAAAUUCCCAUUCCUUCCUCCAUCCCACCUUCAGCCAAGUAGAAGAACUGCUCCUGGAUCACCCUCAGCCUUGGUGCUCAGUGGGCCCAGGCCUCCCUCCCCCAGUUCCUUUGUCUAGUAGCUCGAGAGAAGGCAGAGCCCCUGCACCUCUGUGCCCCCAGAGCUCUGUGCAGGGAGCUGGCAAGCCGCAGCAGCAUCUGCCACCAAUGAGGCAAGGGGCGGAGGCCAAACGGUCCCUGCAGGGCCGCCUCAGUCUUCAGUUCUGAUGGCUUCAUGGGCCAACAGGGGCUGCCGAGCCUGGCACUGUUCACAGUAAGGUUCCCUGGGCCUGCCAUCGGGGUCACUAAACACGAGGCUUCCAGAUCCCUGGCAGGAACAGAUUCCAGUCCUGCUUACUCAGUAUGUCUGCUCCAAACUUUUGAACUUGAGGGCAAUACUAAACUUAAAAAUAAGAGUUUUUUUAUUACAAAAUUAUUUUUAUGGUCCCUUUAACAAGGACCCUAUGGCAAAUGCACAAUUAUUCAGAAUUACAUUUUAUCGUUUUCACAUUGAAAACAGCAAAUGUUGACUUAGUAAUUUUUAUAUCUAUAUCUAUAUGUAUAUGUAUAUUUAAUCAACCAGCAGUUUUGAAACUAGUCAUCCUGGUACAAAAGUUUUGCAACAUUGCAUAAAUUAUAGUGCUAAACACAAGAACUGUUUUUGGGGCCAGUUUAGCAUUUGUACCUCCUCCUUUUGCUACUCAAAACAACAGUGCUUCACGGCGACCUUUUCCAUGAGGCAAAAGGGGUCGUGAUUCUCCAAAAACAGUGACUCUGAAAUGUUGGGACGGGGUGGGGAGGGGCGGGAGACAUGAACACGCUCAAAUAACGCGAGGCUCACGUGCCAAAGUGUGUGUGUGUGUGUGCGCGCGCGUGUGUGCCAUUUUUGUUUCUUGUUUCUGUUUUUUUUAAUGUUUAAAAAGCUUAAUAGGUUGGCAUCAGUUGUAGCCCGAAAAUACGGGCAGGGCUUUGGGGAAUUGGCAUUUUCUGGUGGUUUACAAGAUUUACUGCGAAUACAAGAGAAAAAGCUUUAAAAACAAGAUAGCAUUAUAACCCACAGGAGCAAAGCAACCUGGAGGUUGCACGUCCAUGGGUGGUGUAAGAGAGCAUAAAGCCCUACGGUGAGAUGAGAUGAGAGGUGGGGACGAUUUUUUAAGAAGUGACUUUCCUUUUGUUGACAUAUGUACUGUAUGUUACUGAGAUUGAAUGUUAGGGGAAGCCUUAAGGGAGAAGUAUUUGGGAAAGUAGCCAGUGGGCACUUGUGAUAUCUAAAGUCUAUAGUCCCAGGGCUGCGUACGGAGGGGCAACCCACUCGUUCAGUAAAGGCAGGCCUUGGAUCCCUAAAAUGUUGCCUCUUAAGGGGAAAAAUAAUUCACAUCCAUUCCCAGAGAUGCAUCAGAAAAGUUUCCUCAAUCUUAAAACUCGACAAGGUGUCAGAGUAGCUGCCUCUGUCCAAACCCAGCUGAUCACACUCAUGAGGAGACACUCACUGUGGCUUCAGUUAAGUGACAGAGUCACUGAGGAGUGAAGGGGGCAGCAGGGCCGUGCUGGCCUCUCCCUGCAGCACAGGCUAUCACACUUCUCCUCAGUCCUGCCCACAUGGCCUGCUAAGCAAUACCAUCUACGUUUCGUGAGCCUCCUUGCCUCCUCGGAGCACUGAGGGGAGAGGUCAUCCCUGGAGCUUGUUGGUGGCUUGUCAUGUGGCUCCUAGUGGGGAGGGGGAUGUUUGCAAACACUGCUGGUGUUCUAGCCAGACAGUCCAGGUCCUAUUGUAGAGUUUCUUUCUUCCUUCCCUUUUAGCUAGGUAAUAAAGUGCACUGGUUAGUUGUACUGGGAAAAAUGAAGAAAUGAUACUUUUACUUCAGACAUAUCUGUGAUGAAGAUUUGUUCACUUAAAGUCUGCCUGCUGAGGAUAGGGAAGGGAUUAAGUAUUUUUCCACCUCCUCUUAGUAACUCCCCAAUGACCAACAUCAACUCCUUCUCUUCUUUCUCUCUGUUCCUGAAGGAACUCUGGGGAAUCAUCCUCAUCCACAUUUAUGCUUUCCUGAACCUUCUCAGUGGUUCACAUGCCUCUGAUACUAUGUGCAAUAUUUUUGGCUGACACUUGUAUCCAUCAUUAAGAGAUAAGCGCAGAUUGCCGAUUUCCUACCGUCUCCCUGCACCCAGACAAGCCUGCCUGAGGGAUUUGGCCGUUCUUACUCACUGCUCAGAAAGCUUCCAUUCUGCUGUCCCCAGCCUCAGCCCUCUUCCUGGCUGGACUUCCACCAACCCAUCCUUGGAAAGUUUAGAUAGCGUUUCAGCUGCAGUCCAAAAGUAAUAAAACAAUGCCUGAUUUUAAGUAGAAAGUCAAUCUGUGUGCUGGUUCUGUUGGUAAUGAAAUCACAAACUCCAGGGGAGCAAAGGGGUUUUUCAAUAUCUUUUGCUUUCAGAAACAGAGAAUUUAUGUUCUCACUAAGGCCUUGAAUUGAUUUUUUUUUUCCUCAUAAAAUAGUCUGAUAAGCUAAUUUUUAAAAAGAAAUGCCAUUAAGUAUGUUGCAUUGUGGUUUAAAAUUACUAACAAGUUCUGGUAAGGAAAAAUAAUAUUUGAUUUUGAAUCUUAAAUGUUUUUAAAAAUUAGAUUUGAAUGGGUACAAAGUACGAAUAUUUUGUUUCUCUAUGGAGGACAUGUGGAAAGGGUUUGAGAGUUUGGGAUGGGGAGAAGUAUUUUGCAGAGCUAUCAAUGUCCAAAUAAUUUUUAAAAAAGAAUAAAGGUAUUUAAGCAGUGA
Molecule: messenger RNA, 4105 nt
Organism: Lemur catta (Ring-tailed lemur)
Lineage: Eukaryota; Metazoa; Chordata; Mammalia; Primates; Lemuridae
Gene: GID4
Product: GID complex subunit 4 homolog
Exons: 6
Coding region: 354-1007 (217 amino acids)
Biological process (GO): proteasome-mediated ubiquitin-dependent protein catabolic process; negative regulation of gluconeogenesis; protein catabolic process in the vacuole
Cellular component (GO): extrinsic component of membrane; GID complex
Source: RefSeq, a predicted model, not a curated record